AAUUAUAGUCAUAUUUUCCCAAAAAAAGUGUUUGCGUACAUUAACUAUAAAGUUACUGUAACAAGACUUAGUUUUUUAAAUUCGAUGAGAUAAUAAUACAGUGUUUAGAUCUAGAUCUCAACAUGCGUUUGUUUGUUUCCACAAGAGAAUAUAUAGUAAUUAAUUAUUUUUUGUAGAUCAAAGCUCGCUAAUAGUCAUGGCUAGCCAUGAACAAGGUGUAAUAGAACAAGCUACUCAAUUGACUGAUCCUAAUACUGUCACUGCAGAAGACCAACCUCUUUUGCAGAAAAACAAGAAACUGCAAAGGAUACCUUUCUUUCAAAGGUUUCGACAGUCCAUACUGAUCAAGUCCAAAGCUGCUAAGAUGAUACUUUUUUGGAAUACUCUAGUUGUAUUAAUUUUCGGAUAUUUUGCAAAUCCUGGUAAUUCUAUCAACUUGCCUGAGGUGUACACGUACCCUACAAAUACCAUAGUUUAUUACAUCAUGAUAGGAUCAGGGGUGUAUGGUGUGAUUGCGUUUUGGCUGCUGUUUUACCCCCUGGCUGGAUACUUGGCUGAUGUUCGUUUUGGGAGGUAUAAAGUUGUUAUGUGUGGAUUGAAAACAAUGUGGGGAUCAUUGUUGAGCUUAAUCAUCUGUGGAGGUGUCUUUUGUUGUAUAACUUUGCCUGUUAUCUUUCUGAAAUGUUCAGAUUCACAUUCCUCAGUUUGUGAUAUUUUUAUCUACUCUGUUAUUGCUUUGGGAAUUUUGUUGUCUUUUGUUGUAGUUGUUACUAUACUAACAGGAUUUGCUACAUUUUCUGCUAAUGUGAUACAGUUUGGAAUUGACCAGCUUCAAGACUCUCCUGCUAGAGAUUGCUUCUUAUUUAUUCACUGGUUUUUAUUCACACUUUACUUUGGAAUUGGUCUGGGAAAGAUUGCGUAUAGCAUGGGAAUUUCCACUGGUGGUUAUAGUUUUAUUUUUUAUUAUGCAUUUGUGUUGUUUUUGUUCUUGAUUGCUGUUCCUGUUUCUCUUUGUGUUGCUAAGCGCAGGUGGUUUAUUACCGACUCUGGAAUUGGCAACCCGUAUAAAGACGUAGCAAGAGUUGUUUCUUUUGCUCGGAAACACAAAGUACCAAUUAGACGCAGUGCCUUUACCUACUGGGAGGAUGAUAUACCGACAGGACUGGAUCUUGGCAAGAGCAAGUAUGGAGGACCCUUCACAACAGAGCAGGUGGAGAAUGUGAAAUCAUUCUUUGGAAUUUUGUACAUCUUGCUUUCACUCGGACCAUUCUUUGCAGUGGAUAUUGCUGCAUCUGUUUUCCUUCUAAUUCUGAAACAUCACAUGACAAGUACAAGUACUAGCUUUCUAUAUGAUGUCAGUUUUGAAAACAUACUUGAUUCUGCAUUUUCAACUGGUGAUACACUUUACCCUGUUAUCAUUGUCGUUUUGCUUCCAGUUUAUCUCAAAAUAAUUCAUCCUCUACUUCAGAGAUAUGGUAUCCUAAAGCGUAUUGGAAUCGGUCUUUGUCUAAUCACAAUCAACCUAAUCUGCUCACUGCUAAUUGACUCAAUUGGUCACCUUCUACCCAGUGGUCUGAAUUCCACCUCUGUAUUUCAACCUCAACACUUCAGUUUCAAUGAAUUUAAGUAUGUGGGCCCGGCACCACUGAACGUUUCUCCACAGUUCCUUAUUAUUCAGCAAGUCCUUUUAGCAAUGGCCUACAUACUGAUCUAUGGUGGUGUGUUUGAGUUUAUUUGUGCACAAAGCCCUCAUUCCAUGAAAGGUCUUCUCAUUGGAAUCUCCUUUGCUGUUAAAGGAGUCUUUCAGCUGAUCGGUGUUCUUGGAAUUCUGCUACCAUUCAGUUUCUGGGUUUCCUCCCCAAGAGCAGGUUUGGUGUAUUUCUCAGUCAACAUAGUGAUAUCUGUCGCUGGUGUUGUGGCUUUCACAGUAGCGGCAAAGAAGUACCAGUAUCGACAGCGUGAUGAGUUCUGCAAUAUACGGAAGUUCAUUGAAGAGUUUUAUGAAAAGGAUAUUAGUCAUAAUCGAGAGUUUGAGGAACUAGAUGUCAACACUGCUGACAAUUAGAAAACUGCAUGCCUCAUGAGAUCAGCUAGUGAUGUAGUUAAUAAUUGUUCCAUAAUUAUUAUUGACUUGUAAAUUAUAGAUAGCUAAUGCCACUUUAUUUUUGGCCAUUUUAUAUUAUGUUUUAGACAUUCAGCCUAUACACACACAAUUAUAAAAAUGCGAUAAUGUACUAGAUAUCAAUGUUGCGAUUCAGAGUUAUAAAGACAACUUUCCAAAGCUCUUAAGGUUUUG
Molecule: messenger RNA, 2296 nt
Organism: Halichondria panicea
Lineage: Eukaryota; Metazoa; Porifera; Demospongiae; Suberitida; Halichondriidae
Product: solute carrier family 15 member 4-like
Exons: 1
Coding region: 197-2065 (622 amino acids)
Biological process (GO): transmembrane transport
Cellular component (GO): membrane
Molecular function (GO): transmembrane transporter activity
Source: RefSeq, a predicted model, not a curated record